AUGACGGACAUCUCUUUAAUAAGUAAGAACCAGCGGCGAAAACAGAAGAAAGCUCAAUGGCUGGCAGACCGAAAGUCAAUGCAAAUAGCUGAAGGUAUCAAGGUCUCAAGACGGAAGCGUCGGAAUGAGCGUCAAACUCGGAUGAUAGAAAAUGAGUCGCUGUCCGCUAUCGUCCACUACAAAGCGUGCACGUCCACCACUUGUAACAAUCGAAUAAUAGGAAACAACUGCAUCGUGCGCAGUAUUGAACCAUACUUACAUCACUUUGCGCUGUAUGUGAAAGGCCGUUGGGCUGGUCGCACACUGUGUGAAAUCUUCGCCGAUGAAUUUCCGACCCUUUCGACUGAAUACUGUGUGCGAGCUGCUCAGUUGGGCCUAAUUCGUGUGAACGGAAACAAUGUGCUGCUAGAUACGGUGAUCAAUGCUGGAGACUUCUUUGAGCAUAUCAAACAUCGACAUGAGCCUGAUGUUCAUUUGCCAUUGCAAAAUGUCAUGGAAAUGUCGACAUUGUCGUCGUUGUCCGAAACGUGGAUCCACGCAGAAACGGACGAGUUAAUGGUCGUAAACAAACCAUCGGGGGUUCCUGUGCAUCCAACUGGAAAUUAUCAAUUUAAUUCUUUAACUUUAAUGCUAGAGCAUGAUCGACGAGAUGCUGCAGUAAAAAAGAAGUUCCAGACAUUCGAGUUGUUUCCAGUUCAUCGAUUGGAUCGACUAACAUCAGGACUGCUGAUUCUCGCCAAAACUCCCGAUAAAGCACGAAGCCUAUCGUCUGAGCUUUCAGCUAAUUUUUUGGAUGGAGAUGCUGACUAUCGUUCUGUACAAAAAUUCUAUGUAGCACGCGUAAAAGGCGAGUUUCCGACUACAGCAAGUGGAUUUGCUCGGCUCACCUCAAAACUUGUAAAAAUUGUUAGCGCUAGUGACGAAUUCUGGCGCGUGACAGCUCCAAUUGGUUUGAUGUCACCACGCCAAGGACACAAACGAUGUGUGAUUGCGUCACCCGAUUCCAAAUCAUGUAUGACGCUGCUGCGUCGUCGUGGAACCCCGAUCGGUGGUGAAAGCAUUGUUGAAUGUCUCCUUGUGACAGGAAGAACUCAUCAAAUUCGAGUGCAUUUGCAACACCUGGGGUUUCCUAUUGUAAAUGAUCCGCUGUACGGUCCUGAAAACAAUGACAAGCAAACGAAAGCUGCAUUGGAACAAGUUUCAAGCAUACUUCAUCCCACUGCAAAGUCUUUUAAUUUCAAGGAAGAAAUAUUGAGAAACACCGAGGAUAAAUGCGUUCAAGCUUGCGAAAUUUGCACUGCUGAGCAUAAAAAAGAUGUGGCUGUAGAUGUCGGAGAUGCAAAUUUGUGGUUGCAUUCUUAUCGAUAUGAGUCGGCGAAUUGGAAAUUUGAGGUGCCACUGCCGCAGUGGGCAAAGCUAUACGGUACAAUCGACACAUGCCAACCGGAUACAUAA
Molecule: messenger RNA, 1455 nt
Organism: Plasmopara halstedii
Lineage: Eukaryota; Oomycota; Peronosporomycetes; Peronosporales; Peronosporaceae
Product: rna pseudouridylate
Exons: 1
Coding region: 1-1455 (484 amino acids)
Biological process (GO): pseudouridine synthesis
Molecular function (GO): RNA binding; pseudouridine synthase activity
Source: RefSeq, a predicted model, not a curated record